AUGGAUCCAACCAAGAAGCGCAAGCUUGACGAGAACGGAUUCGGCGGCGAAUCCGAUCACCUUAAACUCUCCCCGUCGGAAGCCCGCAAGGUAAUUGAGCGUUUCACCCCCGACCAGUUAAUUAACAUCCUCCAAGACGCCGUCAUCCGCCACCCCGACGUUCUCUCCGCCGUCCGGGCAAUUGUAGACACGGAUAUCUCCCAACGGAAGCUUUUCAUCCGCGGCCUCGGUUGGGACACCACCACCGAUGGACUCCGUUCCCUCUUUUCAACUUAUGGUGAACUUGAAGAGGCUAUUGUAAUUGUCGAUAAGGCUACCGGUAAGUCCAAGGGUUAUGGAUUUGUCACGUUCCGCCAUGUGGACGGGGCUCUACUAGCCCUUCGCGAGCCUAGCAAGCGCAUUGAUGGACGUGUAACUGUCACGCAACUAGCUGCAGCAGGGAAUUCGGGUUCUAACACCAAUACAGCGGACAUUGCGCAAAGGAAAAUAUAUGUAUCUAACGUGCCACCGGAUCUGCCAGGAGAUAAGCUUUUAGCCCACUUUUCACUGUAUGGGGAGAUCGAGGAAGGUCCGUUGGGCUUUGAUAAACAGACAGGAAGGUCGAAAGGGUUCGCUCUUUUUGUGUACAAGACACCUGAAGGGGCACAGGCUGCACUAUUGGAGCCUGUGAAGAAUGUAGAGGGGCGGCAGUUAAAUUGCAAGCUGGCAAUAACAGAUGGGAAGCAGCAAGGGAUGCGCGGUGGGCCAGACGGGGCUCAGGCCCGUGGGAAUACCCAUGGGAAUGGAAUGGGGAUGGCUCCUGCAGCUGGGCCUGGGCCGGGUCAAUACGGUGGUUCUGUUGGAAUGGGUCCUUACGUAGGGUAUUCUGGUGGGCAUCAGGGUCAGCCUCCAAUGGGGAACCAUCCUCUGAAUUCGUCUGUUGGUGGUGGGUUGUCUUCAGUGGGGAGUCAGGCCCCGUCUUCAGUGGGUGGUGCUGGUGGGUAUGGUGGUGGUCAUUAUGGAGGUUAUGGUGGGCCUACAGCGACAGGUUUUGGCAGCAGUGGCAGCAGUGGUUAUGGAGGAGGUAGUGGUGGGACCGGGGCAGGUGCCGGCGGUGGACAUGGUUCUGCUGGAGGUAAUGUCGGGCUCUCUUCUGUGUACAGAUUACCAAGUUCUGGAGGAUAUCCUGACAGCGGUCACUAUAGUUCAUCGGGUUAUCAGAAUCAUCAGAAUCAGCAUCUUCCUCCUUCCGGGGCGUCUCCAGUACCAAGGGUUCAACCUGGUUCCAUGUAUCCAAAUGGGCCCCCUUACUACUAA
Molecule: messenger RNA, 1296 nt
Organism: Vicia faba (fava bean)
Lineage: Eukaryota; Viridiplantae; Streptophyta; Magnoliopsida; Fabales; Fabaceae
Source: the annotation of a GenBank genome assembly